AUGGGCGUUUGUAUGAGCCAAGAAGAAGAGAUACGCCACCUCACACUGAACGCUCAACCAAAUUACAUCAAAACGGAUAAAAAGGAUCCCAAGAUUGCACCAGAACACACUAUCUACAACUACGACAGCAGCAAACAGGAUCGUGAAAAACUAGCUGUUCUCAACUGCCCUCAUUCCGUUGGUUUUCAUCCGGACCGCCUUGUCAUUGUUGAUCUAGACGAGAACAGUGCAAGUUACUGCAAGAAGGAUGGCAUAGAAAACGAACUUGUCCUCACGACGGAUAACGUGCCACACCUGCGAGAGCUCGCCCCAUCUGUCAGCGAAGUAGGGAGACAGCGAGUUGCGCAUUUUGGCUACAUUGAUAAACUACAUCUCAGCUUCUAUUUGGUCGUGGAAAGAUCCCAUGUUGGGAUUCCAUUCACCUCAGACUGCCGCAAAUCGGUGGUGUCUGUACUAACUUUUCCUGACGUUAAUGACGAACCCGGAAGGAUUAACUGGACUCGUUCCGCUCGAAGCCUGGAGACCAUGUCUCAAACUGCUCGAACUCACAUGGUGGUGCCGUGUAUGAACAGCAACCGAGUGUACAUAGUCGAAGUCGAUGAGAAUGAAAUGAAGCUCGUUAAGACAAUAGGUCCGGAACUUUUGAAGCACUAUGACAUCUCUUGUCCCUACGCUGUUCACGUUCUGCCGCUCAAAGGCGCUCCAGUUCACAUUGCUACCAUGGGUGAUACGUACGGAAAUGGAAAAGGCGACUUCCUAUUAAUCGACAGGAACUCUUUCGAAAUUCGCGAGCGUCACAAUCGAACAGGAUUCACGGGUUUUGGCGGUGACUUUUCUUUCCAAACAAGGCGAAACCUUCUUAUUGCCUCUGAAUGGGGCCAUCCGAGACUGUUUCGGGAUGGAUUCACGCGAAGUGAAAUAGAGAACGUUUCGGAGUCGUUUGGCAGUCAGUUACAUGUCUGGCAAAUUUCACCAGGCAUUUUGAAGGAAAGCAUUGACCUCGGACCUUUUGACGGUUGUCUCAUUACCACGGUUCGUUUUCUGCACAACCCAGAAUGUAACCACGCAUUCGCUUGUUCGGCUGUUGGGUCAUCUGUGUUUCAUCUUUAUAUGAAUUCACUUACUGAGAAAUGGAGUGCGGACAAAGUAUUUCAAGUAAAGACAAUCCAGGUGGAAAAUUGGCUUUCUCCCGAGAUGCCAGCUCUGCUUACUGACCUCGUCAUCUCGAUGGAAGACAGAUUUGCCUAUGUUGCUGGUUGGCUUCACGGAUGCAUAUGGCAGUUAGAUAUCUCGGACCCGUUUCGAAUUUCGGUUCUAACCAAGGUCGUGCUCGGCGGUUUACUCGGUGGGAUUUCAGAAGCUUUUGUCAAGUCGCCAUUACUGUUCCAAAUAGGUCAACCCAGAGAAUUUGGCUUUCCUGAAAUGGGAAAAAGCACUCCUAGAACUCCUAGAGUAGCAACUACCAUCCGGGGUACGAAUUUCCGCGGAGGCCCAGCAUUUCUUCAGUUAAGCGUCGAUGGAAAGCGCCUCUACGUUGGAAACUCGUUCUACAAACAAUGGGAUUCACAGUUUUAUCCCGAACUUAUCGCUAACGGAGGACAAAUCGCAAGGAUUGAUAUUGGUGGUGGUGGCCGCAUGUCUCUUUCUGACUCUUUUUUAAUCGAUCUCAAAGACAUGGAAGGAGGUCCCUAUCUGGCUAGAGAUCUCCGCUUUUUCAACGGUGACUCGACAAGCGAUAACUUCCUAUAA
Messenger RNA from Necator americanus (New World hookworm), 1749 nucleotides. RefSeq lists its product as uncharacterized. The record is from RefSeq and is a predicted model, not a curated record. The coding region runs from base 1 to 1749 and encodes 582 amino acids. Gene Ontology annotation, molecular function: selenium binding. NCBI's taxonomy places the organism in Eukaryota, Metazoa, Nematoda, Chromadorea, Rhabditida, Ancylostomatidae. The transcript has 16 exons.